Molecule: messenger RNA, 4990 nt
Organism: Branchiostoma floridae (Florida lancelet)
Lineage: Eukaryota; Metazoa; Chordata; Leptocardii; Amphioxiformes; Branchiostomatidae
Exons: 14
Coding region: 723-4334 (1203 amino acids)
Biological process (GO): regulation of apoptotic process; signal transduction
Molecular function (GO): protein binding
Source: RefSeq, a predicted model, not a curated record
AGAACCUUGGUUUUAUCGAACAAGUAACAGCUUUAAGUGGGAAUUUUUUACAUGUACUCAUUGGAAUAGUAAACUCUUUUGUAGCCAUCGACGCCCUCAAAUUGAUCAUUUAAGGACAGAUCAAGAAAUGAUAAUGGGUGGUUUUAGUGUGUUGACAAGCUGUCACCUGGUUUAUGGAAUUGAAGGAAUAGUACACAUAAGAAGUAGGGAGAAUUGAGGUGUUGUUCACUUGCCUGUUGACGUGUCUGUAGCGUAAUUGCACGAAUGUCAAACACCUUUGUUUACCAUACAUAUUGUGAACCACAACCCUUCUAUGCACUGACCUCUUGUGUACAUUGUACAAGCCCAGUGGUCUUGUUUUGACUGUCAUGAAACCUGACACCACAGACUAUGCCAUUAUAAGAUUAGGGGGGUGUUUCACUUGGGGACUAAAAAGGAAAGAUUGUAAAGUAGAUAUUUCAGCUCACAAGUGAAUAAAUUCAUUUUCUUCAUCAAAAUGAAGUCAUCAAUGCUUUGACGUAACUUUUUAUCAAGUCCAGAAUAAGAUUCUACAAGACAAAUCCAUAUCCUGUUUUUUUCUCCAGUUCUACAAAUGUGAAAGUUGGCUACUUGCCAAAAUUAAUGGAUGAGUGAUUACCAAUACUCAGAGUCCAAGUUAGACAUGCUUGAGUGUACUCUUCAAUAGGCAUUACUCCUUGUUUUUCAUCAGAUAAGUGGCAGCGAUGGAGGAAAGACAUAGAGAGAUUUUGAGGGCACAACUUCCUUAUCUCCGCAAGGACUUAAGGGUGAAGUAUGUGUUACCAGAACUUAAGAAAGAGGGCAUCAUUCUGCCAGCCAUGGAAGAAGAAAUUAUGGCUGUACCCACUUUUGAAGAACAGGUGGACAUGUUGGUGAAUCUGUUGGAGACCAGAGGACCACAUGCAUUUAAAGCGUUUGUUGCUGUCAUUGAAGGUACUUACCGUCAUUUGGCUGAAGGUUUGCGUCAAGAAGACAACAUGGCAAUUCCAGUGUUGCAAGCUGCACUACCUCAAGCCACAGCAGUUGAACAGCUCAGAGAAGAGAACCUUGCUCCUGUCUCAAACCCUUCCCUGAUGGUUCCAUCUCCUUCAGCUGUCUUCCCAGAGUGGCAGAGUAUGAACCCUGUUGAAGCAUGCUUUAAUGUUGUGGUAAGAAAUGCACGUCAUCAGUGGAAGGAAGUCUCACGCAUGCUAGGAUUAUCAGAACCAGAUAUUGCAGCCUUAGACAAGGAGCAUCGAGGGGACACAACUGAAUGCUGUCGCCAAGCCCUUAACCUGUGGGUGAGGGACAAUGGGAGAGCAGCUACACCUGCUGCCUUGAUGGAAGGUCUUGUCGCAGCCAGGUUUCAAAAUGUUGCAGACCAAGUGGAUGAGACAUGUAUGAGGCCCCAAGAAGUAGCGAGCCUUCGCCAGACAAGGGGUCUGAAAGUCCAGGAUGAUACACCACUGGCUAAAAGACAGAAAACAGGGCAGCUGGAGAUCAUUGUGGACGUGGAAGGAGAAAUAGCAAGACUUAAAGUUCCCUUUGGCAGUAAGGGGCACACGUCGCUUCAACAGACUUUGACAAUGGGGGGGUCUGUCUGUGCCAUAAAUGUAGAUGCAGCAGUCAAGAAGCUAGAGACUGCGUACUCUGGUACUGUCGAGUCUGUACAGGAAGGCUGUCUUCUGUUCAGCUUCAUUCCCUCUUCAAAAGCUAGCCUGGAGAAAUUGUGGGAAAGUUAUCAGUCAGGUGAACUAGACCAGCUUUUUCAGAAAACCCUCAUACAAAGUUCCUGCAAGAAGGCUGUCCAGCUGAAGAGCUUCAUCAGGAAGGAACAGUACCGCAUCUGCAAGUUGAAUGCACAGGAUUUCACACAAUGUGAAGGCCUUGUUGGACAGCUGUACCAUCAUGUUAAGAAGACUCGUCUUGCAUUGGGAGACCGAGUGAGCACCACUAUCCAGUCCCUGGACCUUGCCUCAACAGCCCUGCCCAGGUUCUCCUAUAUGCUGGCUCCAAACAUUGGGCAACUUGUGAAGGAGGAGCAUAGAGAGAAAUUAGGGCGCCUGGAGUCAAGAGAAAGACAGCCGCUGAUGCUGUCAUCAUCUUGGGUAGAGGCAUGGGAGACACCAUCAGAAUUCAGUGAACUUGGUGAAGAUGAUGCAACUGUGCCUUUAUCUGAAGUUUAUUCAAGGAGUAGUGGUGGAGCAAAGGAAAGUGGCUAUGAGUCACUUUCAUCUGCUGCUAAGGGCAAGGGGUCUAGAACAGUAGCAGGACAAACCAGAAGACUUAGUGUUCAACGUGUUAGGAAAAAGAGCAGUGAUGCUAAAGCUGAAACGCCCUUGUAUUCAGUGUUCAGUUGGUUUCAAGCAGCACCAAAGCCAGUUCGACAACCAACAACGAGGGAAUUGUUUCUGCUUUGCCGCAACCUGGGUGCCCAGUGGGAGCAGGUUGGUCAGCAGCUGGGGCUGGACCAGGACACGCUUGACCGCUGUGCUCUGGACAACAGGGACAGUCAGUGGGGACAGGUUCACGACAUGCUGCUGACAUGGAUGGAAGAGUUCGAGGCUGAGGCUACUGUGAAGAAGUUGACAACAGCUCUUAAAGCAGCAGAAGUGGGAGUGAAUCUCUACUCCUUCAUCAGAGUGCCAUCAGCCUUGGAGUUGUGUCUCCUUGCCUGCGAGCUACAGUCGGUAAGACACUGGGAACAGGUGCUUACACAACUGGGUUUGACACAGGACGACAUCAGUCAUGCCAAGACAACUCAUCCUGAUAGCAAACUCAAACAGAUCCAAACUGGACUGUUGAACUGGAGGGAGAAGUAUGGUGUGGAAGCAACUGUGGACAAACUGUGUGAGGGCCUGACAAGUCGGAAUGUUGACACAACACUCUUCCAGUUCCUGAAAGAUCCGUUUGAACGAGAACAAGCAUACAAGUUUCUUGGCACCCCUGCAGAGCAGCCCCCAUCCAUAUACAACUUGCUGUGUGUGGCAGACCGACUUGGGCCUGAAUGGGAAGGUACAGCUAUCCAGCUUGGUGUCAACACAAAAGAGGUAGAAGAGUCUAUGCACACCAAGCCUGCAAGCCCGACAGGUCUGGCAUUUGCUGCUCUUUUGAUGUGGAAGGACGCAGCUGGUGAAGAAGCUACUAUGGAAAAUCUGUUUGAAGCUCUCCGAACUCAAAGCAAGCAUCUGAUGCUUAAUCUGCACACUCCAUUCACAACCCAGAUUGCUAGUGUGUAUCAAAUGGGAACUCUUGCUGGAAACCUCAGCUUGGAGGAAUGUGAGUCUGUGUGUCUCCAGCUCGAACUUAUGAGAGAAGAAUUGGAAAUCUGCAGAGAGAGCUACAGACUAGACGAACAUGCCCAGAGGGUUGCCAUACUUCUGAAGUGGCUGGAAAAGGCAGGGGACCAGGCCACACUGGAUGCUUUGUGUGAAAGUCUUCAUCAUCAGAAAGUACCAAUGGACAAGUAUCACUUCCUCGUGGACACAUUCAUACCUGUGACCAGUAGGUGGCAGUUGGAAAUGCUUGCCAACAACCUCAGCAAGCAGACAUGUAAGGAUGUGAGUCUCAGGCUAGGAGUAACAGAAGAAGAAACAGAGACAUGUCUGAAGAUGUACCCAAAAGAUGAACAAGCCCAGAAGGCUGCCAUGCUCCUCAAGUGGCACAAAAAGGCCGGUGAGAUGGCUACAUUGGACAAGCUGUGUGAGGGUCUCUAUCAGGAGGGUGUACCUGUGGACAAAUACUGCUUCAUACAUGUUUCACCAGAAUCACUUGUGAGUGUGUGGCAGCUGGGAACUCUUGCUAACAAGCUGGAGAGGCGACUUUGUGAGGCUGUUUGUCUCCGACUGGGGCUGACAAAGGCUGAGGUGCAGGCCUGUUACCACAGGUUCAAGCGAGAUGAACAUGCCAAGAAGGCUGCCAUGCUACUACUUUGGCUCGACAAGUCUGGCAAUCAGGCUUCCAUUGGCAAACUGUGUGAAAGUCUUUACCAUGAAGGUGUUACUGUGGACAACUAUCGCUUCAUUUUUGACACAACAGCACGGCUAUCAACACAGACUGAGUUGAAAAGGCUUGCCCUGAACCUGACGUCAGACCCUUAUGCGUCCCGUGUAGUAGAAGCACUGGGUUUCUUGAAGCAGGAUAUGGAAGACUUGCAAAAGAAAUACCCAGGUAAUACAUUUGAACAGAUUGACGCCAUGCUGUUCCAGUGGCAAAAGAAGUCUGGUCAUGAAGCUACAGCAUUCAGGCUGUGUCAAGUUCUGCACCAGGUGGGGAUUGGACCAGACAAGUACCACCACCUUUGCUAUGAGCAACCUCUAUUGAUGGACUGGAUUUAAAGUCUUUUUUUUUUUAAAUUUAGUAGUACUUGAAGUUCAACUCAAAACAAGGCUCAUAAGGUGCGUUUGGGGUUACAGUACUGGAUUCUGAAGAAAGAUAUUUGCUUAUUCUUGUCUUGAAAAGUUUUAGAUUGUACUACACGGGAAGCAAUUCUGUGGAAGCUUGUUCAUAAUGAUGUAGUUCUAGGAAAGAAGGUGUAGAUGACUUAGAAGGCUUAAUAAUUCAAAGUCGAAGAGUAAACUUUAUUGCUUGAGACAGACAGAACUAAUGAGAACCGAAUAAUCUUUGUAGUACAUGGUCAUUUUUUAGACAAAGUUGUUGUAUGAUCUUAAAAACUACUACCUUGUACAAUGUACAUACUAUCUUAUCAGGCCAAUUAGUUGAUGUAAUUUACAGAAAAUUGACUGUUGAUCAAGUAGCAAACUUCUCAGAUAUACAUAUUUUUGCUGCAGUUUUUGCUACAUGUUCAUUACUUAUUAAUAAGAAUUGUGUUUCUAACCUUUCUAGUUAUGUUGAUUACAGAUAUUAACUAGGUGUUUAAGUUUAAGGUGGUAGAGCAGGGCUCUAGCCAGCUCAAGAUUUUUUUCCGUCAGCCAAUUCCCAUUGUCGCGAAAACACUAUUCCAGGAGUUAGAGGGACUGAACUGAGAUAUUGA